Molecule: messenger RNA, 3724 nt
Organism: Belonocnema kinseyi
Lineage: Eukaryota; Metazoa; Arthropoda; Insecta; Hymenoptera; Cynipidae
Gene: Rad60
Exons: 9
Coding region: 204-1118 (304 amino acids)
Biological process (GO): positive regulation of transcription by RNA polymerase II; cytokine production
Source: RefSeq, a predicted model, not a curated record
CUGGUGCACACGGCUCGUAUGAAUGCAGAGGUUCACAGAGGCUAAUUUAAGGCAGUUACUUUUCACCACUUUACUAUUUGAAAACAGUUAAGUUAUUCCUUUUUUUAACACCCUGAGAAACGAUCAAUAUAGGUGAUUUCAAUUAGUAAGUCUGCGUGAGAUUACGACGAAAGAGAAGAUUUUAUGAAUGAAGACGAAUAAGUAUGGAAAACAUGGAUAAAAAUAAAAGGGAUAAUAGUUCAGACUUUGAAAGUUCAGAUGAUGACAUGUAUACAAAUGCAGUCGCGAGACUGAAAGCCUUGGAGAAGAAAAAAAAACUUCAGAAAAAGAACAUCGAAGAGGCUUCUUUCAUUUCUUUAGAUUUGUCCAUGCCAAUUGAAAUUCCUGAUACUGACGAAAUUGAAGAAGUGAAAGAACAAGAUGCCGAACCAGUUAUGUGUGAUAAAAGAAUAGAAAGUGAAGCGAUUCCAGAAGUUGAUGCAUCAAGUAGCUUUGAUAGCUCAAAUGAAUCGAUUGAUAAGGGCAUGCAGUCUCCUGAUGUACAUGAAGGGAAAUCAGCUAGUCAGACCCAUUUUAUAGCAACCAUUGUACUCGAUCCAGACGAAAAUGAGGAAUCAAUGGCAGAUGUUUCCAUAAAUUCUAUUUCCGAAUCUGACAAUUACAGCAUUGAAUUAAAAGUACUUUGGCGAUCUCACAAAGUAUUUCGUGUAGACAUGCGCAUGUACGAGCCCUUUCAGAAAGCAUUUGAUUAUUUUGCUAAUUUGGAAAACGUCUCAACUGAACAGGUUUUAUUGCUGAGGAACGACAAGCCAGUAAAACCGACAGAUACGCCAGCCUCUCUUGGAAUAUCUGUUAUAGAUAUUAUUGCAUGGACAUGUGACAUCACAUUCUCUACUCAUGAAUUGUUUUUAGAAACAAGACACAUUGAGAAAGAGGAGAAAAUGGAUGAGGUGGAAGCAAAAAACGUUUCUGUAAACGUGGAAUCAGUAUUGAGUCACGACACAAACAUUUCUGAAAAUGUACUUCGCAAUGUUCAUCAGGUGUUGGGAGAAUUAGCAGAGGAUAUUGGUACUGAAAGCUCUGAUCCUUUAUAUAGCGAGAUUUCAGAGUUACAAUGAAGAUGAUAAUUACUUUGUGGAUAAUAAUGACAAUAAUGAUUGUAUCAUUAAUCUGGAAGAAGAAAACACCGUAGAUAAAGAACAUGUUGCGUCAGAUAAAAAAUACACAACACUUGAAGACCUGAUGGCCGGAAGUGACUUCAAUAAACCUGUAACAGCCUCUGUCACAAAUACGAUUGGCGAAAUAAUAAUAAUGAUAGUUAGGUAUGCGUUUGUUAAUGCUUUAUCUUACACUGCUACUUUACAACUAUUUGCGCUUAUUAAUUGCAUUUUCGAAACUCCUAUAUUACCAAAUACAAAUAAUAUUAAUUGAGAAACUAUUUUAUCCAAAGAAAUGGGCUUCAUCAGAAAGGGUUCAUCAGUGAUAUUUACGAUGGAAAAUUGUAUCAUAAUUUCGUAAAAUCCCUAAGCGUAGUAGACAAACGUCAAUACGCAACGAUAACCUUCAAUACUGAUGGGGCGCCUUUGUUUGAAAGUUCAACUUGUUCAAUUUGGCCGAUUUAUUUGAUGGUGAAUGAAUUGCCGUAUAACGUGAGAACUAAAGAGUUAGUUUCAGCAGGGCUUGGGUUUGGUCAAGAUAAACCGGAUACGAAUAUUUUUCUCGCUCCAUUUGUAAAAAAUAUGAAUAGACUUUCAAGAGAGGAAAUCAAGUGCGAUGUUAAUGGAGUCGAACGUUUCAUAGAAAUUUUUGCGUUAGUUUGCUGUGUCGACUCAGUGGCACGAGCCCCAGUGCAAGGAUUUGUACAAUACAACGGCCACGAUGGUUGCAGUCAGUGUCUUCACCCUGGAGAAUAUGUUCGAAACUCAUCUAAACCACGUUCGGGUGAAUGUGUUAAAUAUCCCCUACUAAAUACCAUUCCAUAAACCCGCAAUUUGGCCGAUACCAUUCAACAUACUGAAAAAGCAACCCCACAAAAUCCAGUCUUAGGCGUAAAAUCGCGAUCACAUUUAAUCGAUUUAGACAAAUUUGAUUUAAUUUGCGGUUACGUACCAGAAAGUAUGCACGUCAGUGCCGGGGUAGCCAAACAGAUCGCCAAAUCAUUGUUUGGAAUCAAAGAAAAAGUAGGGUUAAUGUCUCUGGGGUUAAUACCGGAAAUUUAUACGCUUUUGGCCAAUAUAAAAUGUCCCCAUCAAGUUGGCUUGAUGAGCCAUCAAGAUUAACUCGGCCUUUCUCAGAAAAAGAAUUUUGGAAAGCUAGAGAGUGGGAAAACUGGACAUUAUAUUACAGUAUACCGAUUCUUCUCUAUAUACUGCCACACGAUUUUUUGAUGCAUGGGGCUCUUUUUGUAGAGGCUGUAUAUAUUUUGUCACAAGAACAGAUUGAAAGUCGUGAAUUACAUCGGGCUGAUCAAUUACUACACAAAUUUGUAGCUGCCACCGAAAAACUUGAUUCAAAAGCAGCUAUGACGUUUAACGUCUAUUUACUAUUGCACUUGUCGAAAAGUGUCUACGAUUGGGGACCAUUUUAGGCCCAUAACGAAUUUGCUUACGAAUCAGGAAACGGGCAAUUAUUGAGAGGGAUUCAUUCUGCUAAGGACAUUCACCAUCAAAUAUGUCUUCGAGUAAGUCUGCAGUACAGUAUGAUAAUGUUAAAAAAAAGUGUAACUCUUUCCUUCAAUAUGAGAUAAUUCGGUAGUACUGUUGGUACUAAGAUGGUUAAAAAAUGUCUUUAACUUCUUGGAAUCCGAUACUUUGGUUCACCUUCAAUGAUAAAUAGGUUAUGGAUAGAAAAUUUAAAUUUCACGCCCGAAAGUGCAGUUUCAUAUGCAAAAAUGGUCGAAGGUGGUUGUUUCUUUUCGUCUUCAGAAAAAACUAAUAAGCGCUUAGAUAAUACUGCUACUUAUGCUAUGUUAAGCGACAAUUCAUACGCGAAAUUAGAUUAUUUCAUUGUCGACAGAAAUACUCAAAUGGAGUACAGUAUUGUUCAGAAACUGCAAUUAGUAAAUGCUUUUAGGGAUGAGUACAAAAUGUUGAAAAAAAAUAGAACAAGUAAUUGACGAAGAAUCUGCGGUGCUAAGAAAAACAAUGUCCAAAAUAUGUGUUCACAUAACAGUCAACAAAAAUGAUUAUGUGUGUGACAUGCCCAAUUUAUAUUCUUAUUGAAAACAUAAAUGCAUGUUACGUGUAGAUAUUAAGAGUUGAGUAGAGAAGAGAAAAGAUUGCAAGAUACUGCAUUAAUUAAGAUUAGAAAAACUAACACUACAACGAUAAUUGUUAUAUCUUUCAAAACAAAUGUUCAGAUUUUCAACUUAAUUCACCUUUUAACGAGGGCUGGAUAUGAUGUUGAGUAUUAUGCACCUCGGAGAAGAAGAGGGACUUUUUCGACGAGUGUCAUGAUUUCAGCUUAUACUAGAUUUCGAAUGAAGCAAGCAUUAUUUACGGUAAUUUUGAGGGUAAUUUAUGAUGACUUACCAUAAAUUACCAACAAUUCAAUUUAAAAAUAUCUAGAUUUCCGGAAAUGUAGUAUGGCUAUUUAUAGUAAUUUUAGAGGUAAAAAUGGUAACUUCCCUACUGAAAGAAAUCUCUGAGUAUAUUCUAAAGAUUCACUAGGGUCAGAGAAGCUCAGAGAAAUUCUCCGCAGGCACUCAAGUAGAUAUAUUCAAAGG